AUGCCCAAAUCGCCCUUCCGCCGCAAGCCCGCCGCCCACGGUCCCUCGUCCCUCCUGCGCUUCCUCUUCCCCCGGACUCGAGCACGCGCGCGCCUUCACCUCUCCAAGUUCCGCCACGACACGCUCCACUCGCUCAAGAACAGCGCCAAGGCCCGCAUCUACAAAUACAUCGUCUACCGCCAGGCUGCCAAGGCGCAGGGGAAGCAGGGUAUUGUUCAGCGCCUACGAGGCUACACGCGGAGGUUGAGCGGCCGCAGCUAUCUCGAAGAUGCUGCGAGGCUGCGACGACAGCAGAUAGCCACGCGUCCGGGAACUACACCUUCCGGCAACAAAGCAAUGACGUACCAAGAGAGCUACGAGGCGCGAGAGCCUGGCACGCGGAGACGGAAGCUGGCGGGCUAUCUCAAGGCCGCGAACGAACUCCGGCAGACGUACACGCAGCAAUAUGCCUCCAACUGGAGUAGCAAGGAGGCACAAUAUGACUACGAGGACGAUACACCAGGCGGAUUCCCAGAUGCCGCCGUCGUUAGGAGCGGGCGGGAGGAGAUGAUACUCUUUCCCAGCUAUGCCCGGCGACACAUAAAGCGGAAGCCAGAAGCACAACCAGGCACCAUCCAGGAAACGGAAGGCCAAGGGCGCGACGUUCGAGACUCGACCGGCGCCGGCGACGCCGAAUUCUGGAAGCAGCAGUGGAACAACUACGAGGAUGACAACGCGGUCGUUGACGUCGAUGUCCGCGGCUGGAUCUACUCGCCACACAGGGGGCAGAUGUCACGCAAGCAGAGGCUGUUUAUUGGCCUCGCGCGGCAGUUAGUCGGCGUACAGGCACCUGCUACACCCAACUCAUCUGCGGAGAGUAGUCGGGAUACGAGUCCGCAACGGCACGGCUUCCGCGAACGAGCCCACCUGCGCGACGCCCAGCAGGACGAAGCCAUGGCGGCCAGAGAGGCCGAGGAAAUUCUACGGAGGGGCGAGAGAGAGGCAAGAGCUGCAGCACGCGGUGCUUACAGCGAGCGGCCAGCUAAGGACAUGGACGACACUCAGCUCUACCGAACAGAGAGUGGGAACAGCACGCGGCCGAACAACGGCAGGACCCACCAGCUCGCUCACAGCACAUCCAAGGACUCCAUGAGAAGCGAAGCCAGUAUCCAGCCGUUGCAGAAGAGAGGGUCCUGGAACCAGCCGUCGGAGAUGACCCCAUCAGAACUCGCUGAAGCCAACGCUCGGUUGAUGGCUAGGCUGCGACACUUCCUAGCGAUACCCAUGGCCAAUACGCCCAUCAGUGUCUUCUUCUACAAUGAGAACAUAUCGAAACAGAGGACCGUAUACACCGACGCCGCAGGCCAUUUCAGUAUGAGCGCGGCUUUGGACUUCGUACCCACCCACGUUCGCAUCUUGGCAUCAGACAAGCUCUCGGCAACCGAGGAAGUAAUUGUCACUGCCUCGCAGGGUAUCAGCAUAAUCAGCGACAUUGACGACACAAUAAAGCACUCCGCUAUCGGCAGCGGCGCUCGCGAAAUCUUUCGCAACGUCUUCAUCCGCGACCUGGUCGACCUCACCAUCGAUGGUGUCAGAGAGUGGUACAAUAGAAUGGCGGAGCUAGGAGUCAAGUUCCACUAUGUCUCCAACUCGCCCUGGCAGCUAUAUCCUGUCAUCUCCAAAUACUUUGAGUUAGCUGGACUACCACCAGGCUCAUUCCACCUGAAGCAAUACAGCGGUAUGCUCCAAGGCAUAUUCGAGCCCGUGGCAGAGAGAAAGAAGGUCACUCUGGAUAAGAUCGCAAGAGACUUCCCAGAACGAAACUUCAUCCUAAUCGGAGAUAGUGGCGAGGCGGAUCUGGAGGUUUAUACCGAUUUCGUGCUUGAAAAUCCUGGGCGAGUUGUCGCCGUUUUCAUCCGCGACGUCACCACGACAGAUAGCCCGGGCUUCUUUGAUCCUUCCACCGGGUCCUCACCAGGCGACCACUCUUCAUCAACACCAUCGACACAACGUAACAGUGGUGGUAGCUCGGCAGCUUCGACUAAGGCUCGACCGCCAUCUGAAGAGCACGACCCUGAACUGAAAGCUGCCAUUGCAGCCUCAUUACGUGACAUGGAUGCGGAGAACAACAAGCGUCCAAGUUUGCCUAAUAGGAAGUCCUCUCCGCACACCACAUCACAACAAGCUUCCUCGAACAAUCUGAUAGACCUAUCCUCCGACGAUGAGGUAAAUGAUUCACCCGCGCUGAGGAAGUUCAAUAGUGAAACUCAAGCCGACAACGAAAGACAUCGCUCAUCAGUCGCCUCGAACGCGAGUAUGAAGUCUGCGCCGCCGCCUCCUAAGAAGCCAGUCGCUCUAAGGAGCCCGUCGACGGAAUCAUUCAAUGCGCAAUCCACUUCCAACCCGCGACCGCAACCACCUAAGCCCCGAAAAACCUCAGCGGCUGUCACUCAAUCCAGUCCGCUUGCACAGCAAGUCAGUGCUUCAAGAAGCGCAAACACAUCAGCACUCUCCAAGCCUCCAGUGGGACCUAAGCCAUCUAUGAGCUACCAGAGCCAGGCGUCAGAGGACCAGCAGUCAUACGCUGGUAUGGCUCGCGACAAGUUGUGGUCUGUCUACAGUAAUCUACCCGCACUGCGUUCCACAGAGGAGCCCGGUUCCAAUGCUUCCAGUCUAGAUGUAACUGGUGUUCGCAAAGGCCCACCUCCACCUCCGCCUCGACGCGGAAACCGCGAUACAGCUGCAAGCGCAGCGUCUUACGUGGGCUCCAAAGCAUCGUCAGCGUGGCAGAACGCACCCUCUAUACCCUACCAUAGUCGCCCUCAGGCCAUCUCUGCGCAAACAUCUCAGCCAUUCUCUACUGCAGCGCCGCGGCAGGGCAUUAACCGCACCAGCACAGGUAGUACCCUAGGUGGUGCUGCAGGCGAGCAGUACGGCACAAAGAAGGAGCAGUUGUGGCGGCAGAGAUGGGCACAUGCAGAGCAGGUUCUCUCUGAACAGGGCGUAAUACUGCGAGUAUGGAGGGUAGGCAGCGACAUCAUGGGCGAGGCAGAAAGAAUAGUCAAAGAGGCUGAUAAGAAGUUUAAGCGCGACGAGCAGCGAGGCGAGGCGGGGAACGCCCAUUUCUGGGUUGUCGAAAUCUCGCGCAGACGCUCACCCGCACACAUUCCACAAACGCAUCUCCCCCGUAUCAAGCGUCACGCCACACGAGAUUUAAACUUCCCCAAGUCCAUUUCCCUUGCCAAGCAAAUCGAUAGUGUGCAUAAUAUCGCCCCUGGAAACCGGAAGCGUCGAACCCUCGCGCCUGGAGCCACGACUAAAGAGGGGGUGUGGCCAUCUAGCAAAGGAAAGCCAACGGAUCCCAAGUUGAGGGAGAAGGUCAAGGAGGACGUGAAGAACGAGACCAACAAGGACGGUGGUGGCAAGGGACAAUGGAGUGCUUGGAAGGCUAGCAAGCUCUCGAAAGAGUACGAAAAGAAGGGCGGCGGCUACGAGAACGAGGCUGGCAGCAAGAACGAACCGAAGAAGGGAGCCCCACAACAAAAGUCCAAAGGCAAGAAGAAGGCCGAAGAGAAAGAAGAGAAGGAGGAAGAACCAGAGAAAGCGGAAGACGAAGAGCCUGCGGAAGAAGACGACAAGGAGAACGAGAAGAAGCAGGAUACCGAAGAAGAGAAGGAAAACAACGAGGCUGAGGAAGAGGAUAAAGAAGAGGAGGCCCCUCCAAGCGCACAGAAGCCCAAGGCCAACACUGGUGCGAAGAAGACUGGCGCCAAAGCUGGUGCUAAGGGUGCGGCAAAGUCUGCUGAGCCAAAGAAGGCAGCCGCUCCUAAGGCGAAAGCCAAGGAGAGGACAGAGGGAACCAGGAAGUCAUCGAGGGUUGCCGGCGCUGGCAAGCGGAAGACGUAUGACGAGGAUGAGAAUGACGGUGAGGAGGAAGAGAAGCCAACCAAGGGUAAGGCGAAGAAGAGCAAGUCCUGA
Alternaria novae-zelandiae is the source of this 3957-nucleotide messenger RNA. RefSeq lists its product as uncharacterized. Gene Ontology annotation, cellular component: actin cortical patch. The coding region runs from base 1 to 3957 and encodes 1318 amino acids. Gene Ontology annotation, molecular function: phosphatidate phosphatase activity. The transcript is spliced from 4 exons. Lineage: Eukaryota; Fungi; Ascomycota; Dothideomycetes; Pleosporales; Pleosporaceae. The record is from RefSeq and is a predicted model, not a curated record.